AGAGGGGUAUGCAAACGAAAACCAUGAGAAUUGUUGUUGCCUUUCUUCUCAUUACUAUCAAUGUUAGCUUCUGCAAAGGAAGCUCUUACAUGGGUUGCAUCAAAAGUGAGAGACAAGCACUUCUAAGGUUCAAGAAAGAUCUCAUAGAUCCUAUGAGCUUGCUUGCCUCUUGGAGUUCUAGUCAUAGAGAUUGUUGUACAUGGUCUGGCAUUGUCUGCAACAACUUGACAGGGCAUGUCCUCGAGCUCAACCUUAGAACUCCUCCAGUAAAAGAGGCUGCAUCUCCAGCCGGUUUUGAACCUGUAGAGGAAGCUCCUGAGAGCUCAAAAUUGGGCGGUAAGAUAAAUCCUUCUUUGCUUGAUCUAAAGCAUUUGCGUUCCUUGGACUUGAGUGAUCAUAAUUUUGAAGGAAUUCAGAUUCCGAGGUUUCUUGGUUCUAUGCACAAUUUAAGAUACCUUAACCUUUCUUUAAGUGAUUUCCAAGGUGUGAUUCCCCAGCAAAUUGGAAAUCUUUCUAAUCUGCAAUAUCUAGCCCUCGGUGGCUUCUCAGAUGCGAAGUUACAUGCUAAAAGUUUGUGGUGGUUAUCUCGUCUUUCUUUGUUGAAACACCUUGACUUGAGUGGUGUGGAUCUCACCAAAUCUUAUGAUUUGUUUGAGGUGAUAAAAGCACUCCCUUCCUUAGUAGUGCUAAAAUUGUCAUCCUGUGGACUUCAUCACUUUCCUCCCCAACCUAUUGCAAAUUUUUCGUCUCUUGCCACCCUUGAUCUAAGUCUAAAUCAUUUUGAAGGUCCAAUCCCUGAUGGACUUCAAAACUUGACUUCGCUUAUAAAUCUUGACUUAUCUUACAAUCAUUUCAGUUCCUCUAUACCUGAUUGGUUGAAUAGAUUUAGCCAUCUAGAAGACCUUUUUCUUCAGGCAAAUAUGUUUGAAGGUGGAAUCCCAAAAUCGAUGGGAAGGCUUUGCAACUUAAGGUCAGUCUCUAUCUCAGGUCUCAACUUAAGCCAAUCAAUAUAUGAAGUACUUGAUAUUUUCUCAAAAUGCGCUUCAGAUGCUCUAGGGUUUCUUGAUUUGAGUGACAGUCAACUUUUUGGUCAACUGACCAAUCAACUUUGACAAUUUAAGAAAUUGCAGACACUUGCUCUAUCAGACAAUUCUAUUUCUGGUCCGAUUCCAUCGUCCUUAGGAGAACUUUCGUCCUUGAAAUAUCUUUAUCUUCCCAACAACAAAUUAAGCGGAACUCUUUCUGAAAUCCAUUUUUCAAAUCUGACAAAACUGUUAGAAUUUGACGCAUCUCAAAAUUCUCUCAUGUUGACAGUCAGUCCUCAAUGGAUACCUCCGUUUAAACUUAUGUUUUUAGGAUUAAGUUCUUGCCAUUUAGGGCCUCUUUUUCCAUCUUGGCUUCGUUCACAAAGGAGUUUGCUUUAUCUUGAUAUAUCCAACUCAAGCAUUUUUGACACCAUUCCACAAUAUUUAUUUAAAUUUCCAUUAAAAUUUUUAAAUCUCUCUCACAACCAAAUCUAUGGGGAAAUUCCAAAUUUAACCGAGUUUACUAACCUUCAUUCGCUUGACUUAAAUUCGAAUAAUUUAUUCGGUAGGUUACCCCUUAUCCCGUUUAAUAUGUCUUCGCUUGAUCUUUCCAACAAUGCUUUUUCAGGAUCAAUUUUCCAUUUCCUGUGUAAUGAGAUGAAUGAGACAAAAAGUUCGAUGCAAAUACUCAUCCUUAGUAAAAACUUCUUAUCAGGGGAAAUACCUGAUUGUUGGUUUAAUUGGAAAAAUUUAGAAGUCCUGAAUUUAGAUUACAAUCGUUUCACUGGAAACCUUCCUACCUCUAUUAGGACUUUAAGUUCUCUUCUAUCAUUAAACCUUCGUAAAAACCACCUUUUGGGAGAAGUAUUUGUGUCGUUUCAAAAUUGGACAGAGAUAGUCAAACUUGAUCUUGGUGAAAAUGAGUUUGUUGGGGACGUCCCAGUGUGGAUGGGAGAAACAUUUUCAAGAAUGCAGAUUCUGAUCCUCCGAUCAAAUAAGUUUAACGGUCUUUUACCUAGGGAACUUUGCCAUCUCAGUUCUCUACAAAUCCUUGAUCUUGCAGAUAACAAUUUUUUUGGAACUAUACCAAGAUGUGUUAGCAACUUCAGCGAAAUGAUAAUAUUGGGUACUUCUCAACCAGAACUAGAAUAUGCAUCUGAUUCAGAUUAUUAUCUAGGUUAUAUGGAGGGUGCAUCAGUUAUGAAUAAAGGUGAAAUGGCUGAAUACAGUAUAAUUUUGGAGCUUGUGAGAAUUAUAGACCUUUCCAAAAAUAACUUUUCCGGGGAGAUUCCUAUUGAAGUGACAAAUCUUGGAGCACUGCAGUCACUAAAUCUGUCACACAAUUCUUUUAUUGGGAGAAUCCCAGAAAACAUUGGUGCUAUGGUAUCCCUAGAAUCUGUUGAUUUAUCUGGAAAUCAACUAUCUGGUGAAAUCCCAUCAAGCAUUUCGAAGUUGACGUUUUUGAGUCACUUGAAUUUAUCCAACAACAACUUGUUUGGAAAUAUUCCUUUAAGUACUCAACUGCAAAGCUUGAAUGUAUCUUGUUUUACUGGCAAUAAACUUUGUGGUCCUCCGCUUCCUAAUAAUUGUGCAGUGACUGUUCCAACACCCAAUGAUCAAAACAGAGGAGAGAAAGACCGUAAUGAAGAUGAAGUGGAUUGGUUCUAUGUAAGCAUGGCACCUGGAUUUGUGGUGGGAUUUUGGUGUGUAAUAGGACCUCUAGUCUUCAACAGGAGAUGGAGGUACAUGUAUUGUCAGUUCUUGAAUCGCCUCCAAGAGAAACUCGGUAGUCUUGUAAGGAUAUGUUACUAGAAUUUUCCAUUUU
This is a messenger RNA of Pistacia vera, 2850 nucleotides long. RefSeq names its product receptor-like protein EIX2. The record is from RefSeq and is a predicted model, not a curated record. Lineage: Eukaryota; Viridiplantae; Streptophyta; Magnoliopsida; Sapindales; Anacardiaceae. The transcript has a single exon. Gene Ontology annotation, molecular function: protein binding. Bases 9 to 1112 code for a protein of 367 amino acids.